This is a messenger RNA of Macroventuria anomochaeta, 1181 nucleotides long. RefSeq lists its product as uncharacterized. Lineage: Eukaryota; Fungi; Ascomycota; Dothideomycetes; Pleosporales; Didymellaceae. The transcript is spliced from 2 exons. The coding region runs from base 4 to 1068 and encodes 354 amino acids. The record is from RefSeq and is a predicted model, not a curated record.
GCCAUGUAUCAGCGAAACAUGUACCCUUCAAUGGGCGCGCUGCGGCGCACCUUAGCUGCAGAUGUUGCAGCGACACCAAAAUGCUCGUCGAGGGCCUUCAGCGUCUCCGCGCACCAGUUCGGGGAGGCCAACGAUGCAGCGCCCUCCGCUCCUGCCCCAUCGAACCCCGACUCCCGCAAAGCCCGCUCCGCCAACGCCCUCAACCAGAUCACCCGCCUCGGAGCGAACCGCCGUAUCCAGCCCGGAGGCCUUGCGAAGGGCAACUUCCCCAGCGGUCAGACAUCCGGUCAGGCUGCACGAGGCCCUCCUCGAGUACGGUAUGAGGGCGGUCUGAAGAUCACCAGGGAGAUGGUUGGGCCGGGUGGACCUAAAACCGGUGCGCCACCGCCAGGAGCUAUGGUUCGCGCUCCCGCCCAAUUGAAGCUCUCGCGCAAUACCGGACGACCAGGUAAUGCAACAGCAGGAGGCAGGCGCGGCCCCAACCUUCGUGGACGUGAUGGCAAGCCUGGCGGUAGCGGUAGCCGGGAGCAGGGGCCGAAGAGGCGCGAGAGGAAGAGCGGCGACGACGGCGACAAGAAGAUCAACGCGGCCGACGUAAAAUUCGAGAGCACACUUUCAGACGGCAUGGUGCAGCACCUGCUGCGACUGCAGAGAGGCGAGUGGGACCGCAAGCCAUACGAGCCUAAGUACGCGCCUGGGGGGUUUGAGGCGAACCAACUGAUACACGCUGGGAGAGAGCUGUUCCGUGGCGAGGCACCGCCGGUGAAGAUCUGGGGAAUGCUGGAGAAGCGGAUAGGCGUAGUUGGCAUGCACAACGCGGAAGCACACCUGAAGGUCAGGCGGGUGACAGACCUGGACGACGAGUCGCUGGGUGAGAGGAGACAACACUUUGAGACAGGCGAGGUUGAAGUAAAGGCAAAGGCGCCAGAGCCCAGCAAGGCGGCCACAAAGGCUCCUGUUGCGAAGGCUCUUGCCACGAAAGCUCCCGCCGCAAACGCACCCGCAGCAGUCGCGCAGGCGGCAGCAGCGAAGGUCCCAGCGCCAAAGCAGGCAACUGUUGUACAAUAGGGGAAGCAGUAAGAGCAGGGUGUACGAGGAUUGUAGAUUAAGCGCAGCAAUUGUACCAUCAUCAACACAGGCAUGGUCCCUCCCAGCACCACACCAGCGUUUACACACUAAUG